Messenger RNA from Penaeus indicus, 1022 nucleotides. RefSeq names its product protein DGCR6-like (gene gdl). The coding region runs from base 320 to 892 and encodes 190 amino acids. The record is from RefSeq and is a predicted model, not a curated record. NCBI's taxonomy places the organism in Eukaryota, Metazoa, Arthropoda, Malacostraca, Decapoda, Penaeidae. The transcript is spliced from 4 exons.
GCGCGCGCGCGACAAGCGAGCUUGCGUGCGUGUUUUGCCUAUUGUUUUGGGUCUGAGAUUUAGAUAGAAACUAGUUACAUAGAGGCAGAUUUCUAUAGACAUUUUGAACUUACAAGUUAUGAAAGAUAAUAAUCGAACAGUUGAUAACAUAAAUCAUAUACUUUUUAAAUGAAAUUUGCCAGUCAGAAUACAAUCUUCAUGAAACGCAAUACAAUCAGAAAAUCAUCAACACAACCCCGAAUUUAAGGGCAUUUUUAUUCAAGUCUCCUUCGCGAUUUUCCUUAAUGUAAAUUGGAAAUUAGAUUGAAAAAAACCCACAAUGCAUGCUGCUGUUGAUAAUUCUUCAGAUACACAAGAAAGACUGUAUAAGAUGCUGGAGAAACUGCAGGCUUUAGCUCGAGAAAUUCCACCGAAGUACCAACAACGUCUACCAUACGAUUUACUCUCCUCUUUGGCCCAUGUGUUACUCGACAAUACAGUGUUCGAGAUAGUGAGGGAGCUGGCAGAACUUCAGCACAUGACGGAGAAAAGUUUACACCAGCAACGCACGCAGUUGAUGCACAAACACAAGACCGAUCGGGAAUUACUGAUAAAAUCCCAUAAGGAUGAAAUCCAAGCAGCAGAGUGCCAGGGAAAGACCCACGUUGCCUCUCGCCUGCCACGGUUACACCAGGAACAGUUGGCGCAACUAGAUGCCCGUCAUGCACAGGAGAUAUCCACCAUGCACGUCCAGAUUCUUCAGUUGUUGGAUCAGAAGGUAACAGAGCAACAGUCAACAUUACAGCAGGUUGGUGUACCAGGAUUUCAUGAAACAGAAAACCCAGUUGAAAUUAAGAUCCAGAUGUAUAUAAUGGACUUUAUAGUUAAAAUUGGGGGCAUUAAGGUACCCUGAUAGUUGUUGUCAAAUAGUCUUAGUAUUUUCUGCAACAGGAGUGCAGUUUGGAUAUUAUAUGUUAUUUAAUAUUGUUAACUAUAUUGACAAUUUAAAGUAUAUGGAUUAUUAAAUGUUAUUUUUACUACUA